CAAGUGUUUGCAGCUUGGUUGUGCAGCAUGCUAGAUCCUGAGGGCAGUGUGGAGCACAAGCCUUCCUCUUCCUUCGCUAAAGUUUUUCUCAUUCCUCUAGCCAUGAUCCUUGCAAUUACAGCACUCCUGCUCUUAGCAUUUUCUGCCACUCAGCAGAAAGAGACUGAUUUUUACACUUUUAAAGUUGUAAACAUCAGGGGCAAACUAGUAUCUCUGGAGAAAUACAGGGGCUCGGUGUCGUUAGUUGUCAACGUUGCAAGUGAGUGUGGGUUUACAGACAGUCACUACAAGGCCUUACAACAGUUACAGAAGGACCUUGGCCCAUAUCAUUUCAAUGUGUUGGCAUUCCCUUGCAAUCAGUUUGGGCAGCAAGAGCCAGACACCAACAAAGAAAUAGAGAGUUUUGCCCGAAAGACUUAUGGUGCCUCCUUUCCUAUGUUCAGCAAAGUUGCAGUCAGUGGAGCUGGUGCAAUUCCUGCCUUCAAGUACUUAAUUGAUUCUACAGGAGAAGAACCAACCUGGAACUUCUGGAAAUACUUGGUAGACCCCAAUGGGAAAGUAGUAAAGGCCUGGGACUCUACUGUCUCUGUUGAAGAAAUAAGACCUCAUGUUACAGAACUUGUGAGGAAAAUCAUCCUGAAGAAAAAAGACGAAUUAUGACUUUAAAAAAAUCACAGCAGGUCAAUUGUAUCUUUAUUGAGAAUUAGGACUGGGCUUUGUCUUUUCACAUUCCAAAAGACAGGAUAUGCAGAAGGGAAAACAUGACCAGAGGGACUGAUAUUCACCACCUUCAGAAUGCAGAAAACAGAUAAAUUUAAAUUUUAAUCGCUUUUUAAUUUAGAUUAUUUUCUGCUAUCUCCAAAUGAAUACUAUUUGGCCCUUCCAAGAAAGAAGACUGCAUCAGCAACUUGUUAAUUCCCAAUUCAAAUUAUUGCUUGUUUAUAACACAACAGAAAGCUGGUUAAUGUACCUCUAGCAAAGAGUCUCGGAGCAAUAGGAGUUUCCCAGCUGGGAUCUUCUGACAUCUAAAAUUCUGUUGACAUAUUUUGAUCACAAUCUAAAUGAAAAAAUAAAGAAUAAAAAGUGUGGGAUUGAUUUAAGGCAUGUGCUAGGAAAAGGGCAAAACCAGAUACCUCCAGUCCAAACCAACUUCAUUGUAUGUUUUUCUAGUUAAGAAGGUCAAACUUUUAAUUUCAUCUACCUGGAAAGUCAGUGGUUAAGGACCCAAGGAAAACAUAUCCAUAAAACUUAAACAAAACAACCAGAAUACUGUAAGAAUUCUCUAAAAGCUAUGAGAUCUCUGCAUUUUUUUUUCAUCUAUUAAGGAUUAUCAGAUAAUAUAUAAGUAACCAUCUGAACAUCUGGACGACAAGAGUCAAUAUGGAAUGGCUGUUGCUUUCCUUUAGCAGCACUGUGGUUUAGAAGACUUGCUCUCACCUCCUAUAAUUGAUUCUAAAUUUAUUUUUCAGUUUAUAACACCAUCUGAUUUUGCUGCACGUACAAACAUUAGAGAAUUAACAAUUUCCUGUGGAUCACAUUUUUCAAACAAUUGACUGUUGCAUAAUGCUACAUUAUUUAAUGUUGCGAUUGUUUAGUUGCAUCCUUGUUUCAAAGGUAGCACUCGGGCACCUAUUCAGACUUCACACUGCAGAACUUAUUAGCGUACACUAAAAUAAUAACAAUAACAGCCCCAUUGUUCUUUGACAGAAAUCCACUGAAAAUCUCGUCAGCAAGAACUCUUUUUAUCAAUAACAACACAAAAUACAGGUCCCUUGCUUUUAAACUCAGGAAGAAGCUGGUCUUGUCCAAUGGCAGUGUUAUUGACAAGUGAAAGCUUUUUUGGUGCUUUGCAAUGCUUUUUAAAGUAGCAAAAACAGUAUUUGUACAUGUAGUUGACAGGCUUCAAGCACAUAAAUAAGUCAUAAUUGCUCUGGCCACAGUAUGAACUUAUAAUGGCAGUGAUAAGCUAGAAUAGCUCUUCAGCAUCCGAACAGUCUUCAGCUGAAAUCAAAGGCAAGCAUUAUGACAUGCACCAGCUUGCAGAAAAAAGAGUGGAAAGAGGAGUACUGAAGAACUAUUGGAAAUAAAAGAGCUGAUCUUAGAGUCCAUCAUAGAUCCCACGCUUUGACAGCUGCUCCCGUCUGAGGUCUUGGAGGUGGUGGUGGGGAAAAAAGAAUGGAGAAAAUAAAAGGAAGGAGUAACAGAAAUACAUAAGAAAAAAAGGCUUGGAAGGAAGAAAUGAGAAGGAAAUGAAAAACAGCUUAUAAUCAAAGACUCUUUGGGAUAAAUAGAGGAUGGAAAUGUUCAAUUGUAUUGAAACUAAUGAGCACACUCCAAGCUAUAUCAGCUAAUUCUCCCUUGGAGCAUAGUUUCAGAGUACAGGAAAUUGGUGCAAGUGGCAGUGAACGUGUCUGUACUUUCCUCUGAUGUAAAGAAAAAUGGACUCCAUCAUUCUUUCAAUCACUUGUUCUAUGCUUACAUCAAUCACUCAGGACAGCUGUUAUAACGUAAAGGACAAAGAACCCAACUACUAGGAAAGGAGCUCUUUUAUGACUAUAGUUAUUUACCUUUUCUCUGUCCAUUGGUGCCAAUGCAGCGCCCGAACAUGCUGUUAGCAGAAACUGAGAGCUGAAAGUAUUUUCCAUAGAAAGGAUGUUUCUAUUAACUGAAGCCCUGAUGAGCCCAGAUCACGCUUUGCAAAACAUUUUGAGCCCUCUUUAUUUCAAUUUAAUGUGUCCAACUUCAAACAGAAAUCUGGAUUUAUAUAAAUAUGAUCUUGCAUUGCCUACUGGAUAAACACUGCAAGUCUAAAAAGAUGUCAUGUCAACAACCAGUUGGAAAGUUUUUAUUCCACACAGACAAAUACUCUGCUUUAAAGGCAUGACAAAGCAAGGGGAAAAAAGAGCUUUCACCCAUCAAUAAUACUGCAAUUGGACAGGACUAUAUUCUUCUUAAAGCAUCCCAGGGUUAAGAAAUGAAAGUCACAGAGGAAAAGUAAAUAUUCUUGGCCGCAGAUUAGUUCACAUCUUGUUCUUUGUGACCACCUGCUCCAAAAAAAAAAUAAAAUAUUGCAAACAAAA
Messenger RNA from Coturnix japonica (Japanese quail), 3080 nucleotides. It is a transcript of the gene GPX7, whose product is annotated as glutathione peroxidase 7. Gene Ontology annotation, biological process: response to oxidative stress. The record is from RefSeq and is a predicted model, not a curated record. Lineage: Eukaryota; Metazoa; Chordata; Aves; Galliformes; Phasianidae. Gene Ontology annotation, molecular function: glutathione peroxidase activity.